AUGCCCAGACCAAACAUCUCUCACGCCCUCUCACGGCUCUCCCUCGGUGCCCGCACCCUCCAGACAUCUGCCCCCCUCCCCCCUCCCACCUCUCCCCUUCCCCCGUCCGGCCCCUCCUCUUCCGCCCUCCCCCCGCUCCUGCCCGCCACCACCCCUGCCCCCCUCCCGUCCUCCACCCCUGACGCCUUUGCCCUCAUCCAAUCACAAUCCACCCCCUCCACCGGGCGCUACAUUAUCGCCCGUCUGCAUGCGCGCAACCAUCUCCUCCACCCAAGAGACAUCUUGACCGUGCCCACCCUCAAGCCGAUGCAGGCCCCCGGUACCACCCUGAGUCUCACAAAGAUUCUCGAAGUCGGUUCGCGAGAGUAUGCCGUGCGCUCGCCAGCGGCAGAGGCAAAGGCGCUCAAAAAGGGCAUGAGCUUUGUGGAGAAGCGCACCGUCGAGUUUCCCGCCAUCUCGCCAGAGCUCGUGAGGUGUGAGCUCACGGUGCUGGAACAUACCAAGAGUCCUAUGGAGAGGCUUUUGAAGAAGAAGAGGAGAAAGGGCUACCAGAAGACGAUCGAGCACAAGCAGGGGUGGACGAGGUUGAGAGUGGGAGAUAUUCUCUUGGGGAACAGUGGGGGCGAAAUCUAG
This is a messenger RNA of Cryptococcus amylolentus CBS 6039, 633 nucleotides long. RefSeq lists its product as hypothetical. The coding region runs from base 1 to 633 and encodes 210 amino acids. The transcript has 2 exons. NCBI's taxonomy places the organism in Eukaryota, Fungi, Basidiomycota, Tremellomycetes, Tremellales, Cryptococcaceae. The record is from RefSeq and is a predicted model, not a curated record. Gene Ontology annotation, molecular function: structural constituent of ribosome. Gene Ontology annotation, cellular component: mitochondrial large ribosomal subunit; ribosome.